Messenger RNA from Paramisgurnus dabryanus, 3572 nucleotides. RefSeq names its product C1q and TNF related 4 (gene c1qtnf4). The record is from RefSeq and is a predicted model, not a curated record. Gene Ontology annotation, molecular function: protein binding. Lineage: Eukaryota; Metazoa; Chordata; Actinopteri; Cypriniformes; Cobitidae.
GUGUGGGUGUGUGCUGCACCAGACAUCAGCAGCAGGUUGAGAGCCGACACACAGAGAAAGCAAGAGAGAGAGAGAAUAAAGGAAUAAAGCCAGAGAAAGAAAAAGAGUAAAAACAGUCCUUCAUUCACCUCUCUGUGAUAACUUCAGAACAGCUUCUUGCAGCCCGGUGCACACAGAAAUCGAGACUCAUCAGACCAGGCAACAUUUUUCCAGUCUUCAACUGUCCAAUUUUGUUACAAUGCUGCCUGGUACCAGGCCCCUGCUACUUUGCAUGCUGUGUCAUGUGACCAUCACAUGGGCGUUUUACCGCAUGUCUGACGCUGUGGAGCUGCGAUCUGCAUUCUCUGUGGCGCGUACCAGCAGCAUGGAGGGAGGACCUAAGAUGGUUGUCACUUUUGACAAGGUCUAUGUCAACAUCGGUGGUGAUUUUGAUCUGAAGUCCGGCUUGUUCCGCUGCAGAAUUCCGGGCGCCUACUAUUUCUCUUUUACUGUGGGGAAGUUUCCUCGUCGAGACCUGUCGGUCAUGCUGAUGAAGAACCGUAAUGAGGUUCAGGCAAUUGUGUAUGAUGAGAACGCUGGAGAGGAGCGUAAAGUGCAGAGCCAGAGUGCCAUGCUGCAGCUGGAUUUCGGAGACACCGUCUGGCUUCGUCUCCACGGAGACCCACGCUAUGCCAUCUAUAGCAACACCGGUCAUUACACCACCUUCAAUGGUUACCUGAUCUACCCUGAUGUAUAUGGCUACCAGGAGCCCAUACACAAAGAGCACAACGUUGACAAUCAGCCACCCAAAACCAUUGAUCACAUACUGCCUGAGCACGACAAUACAAUUAUUAAAGACACGAGUGUGAGCAUGAAAGAGGAGAGAAGACGUGAAGAAAUACAAGAGCAAGAAGAGAGAGAUGUAGAGGAAGAUGACGAGGACCAAAGGUCUGCGUUCUCAGUGGGUCGCACUCAGAGCAUUGUGGGAAUGGAUCAAGGAUACCCCGAGCACCAUCCCAUCACCUUUGACACAGAAUUCGUAAACAUCGGAAACAACUUCAACAUGACCACUGGUAUCUUCAAAUGUAAAGUGACAGGAGCCUAUUACUUUUCAUUUAAUGCUGGCAAGUUGCCCCAUAAGACCCUGUCGGUGAAGCUGAUGAAGAACCACUUAGAGGUACAGACCAUGAUCUAUGAUGACAGCGACACUGAGAAGGCCUUGCAGAGCCAGAGUCUGAUGUUGUCUCUGCAGCAUGGAGACACCGUCUGGCUCUAUAGCCACCAGAAAGAUGGAUUUGGUGCUUACAGUAAUCAUGCCAAGUAUAUCACUUUCACCGGCUUCUUGGUAUAUCCUGAGGUCCACCGAAGCAAUCUUCAGGAGCAGAAAAAGGAUAAGACACUGUAGACCAGCCUAGUGUGGGCCUUGGGAAGGGUUGGUUGAAUGUAUACUUAUCAGUGUUUGCAUUAAGUGUAUGUUCUUAUACACUUUAGAAAUCAAAAGUCUUCAAACUAAUGGUUUGCUGUUUAAGACUUAAUAUUCCAAAAUCUCUCCAGUUCUUGUUUUGUCUUUUAUUAUAUUAUAUUAGAGUACCCAUUACAGUUCACUAAAACUGGCUAACAGAAUGUUCUAGGGUCAAUACAAGUUAAAAUUGGUUUACAGAUACAAUAAUUUGGCUGUUUCCAUAUUUAAAUUGUAAAGAAAAAGUAGUGGGCAAAAGUAUAAUGCACUUACACUAUCAGAAAAAAUGCCAUAAAAUGUUCCCUUCUGUCACUGGGCCAGUAACCCUUUAAAAGGGGUCCUAAUAUGUACCAUUCAGGUAAAGAUAUGUAUCCAUUUUAUACCAAUGUGUACCUUUGAGGUACUUAUAUAGACUUGUUGGUAUCAAUAUGUACCUCUAAGGUACAAAUAUGAACUCCUUAAGUGCAGAGGUAUUUUUUGAAAGGGUCCCAUUUUAAUGACAGCUAGGGCCCAUUUUUUGACGUAUGUGAAGUUCACAUUAAAAUAAUUUAAGCACUUUGUUUAAAAACAUUAUUUGAACAGUGCUGUCAAUUGAGUUAAUUUAUUGAAUGCAUUGAACCGAGAACAUUCUAGGCACUGGUUCUCAAACUUUUUUGGCGUGAAUUAAUGUAUUUUAAAAAUGUAAAACUGGCUUCGCCCUGGCACCACCUCACAGCCCCAGUUUGAGAUCCACUGUUUUAAGGAAUUAAUUAUCAUAUUUGUAUAAUUAGAAAACACAAAAGCCUAAUUUAAAUAAAAAAAUAUGAAAAUCAUAUCCAACUUUCCAAACUAUCUUAAGAUACAUUAAUUAGACCGGUCCAAUCUAAAUCUGUUUCAUACUCUCUCAAAUCAAAUAAACUGAAAUCAAAUAAACUGAUUAAAUGCAUGCAUACUUUAAGUGAAAAAAUGUUUUGCACGAACGAUUUGCAUGAGAUUCUUAUGUUUCGGUUGGUAUUUCCAUUGUAAGAUCAGUAUUCAUUGCACAAAAAUUAGGCAAAAUUUGCACUCUGAUAAAUCAUAUAGGGGUGGUUUCCCGGACAGGGAUUAGACUAAAAAAAUGUAAGAGCAGUCCAAACUGAAAACAAUUUGCACUGACAUUUCUUAAAAUUAAAUACAUCAGUGUCCUUUGUUUCACCUCAAAAUACACACAAGUAAUGUUUUUAGUAAGGCAUGUUUGUUAAAACUAGUUAUAUUUCCUAAUUAAACUAAGGCCUAGUCCUGGGGCAGAUCCAUAGGGGCCACCCUUUAGGGGCAGAUCCCGGACAGGGUUUAGAUUAAUCCAGGACUAUAUAUAGGCCGUAGUUGUAUAAGGACACAAGUAGUUUUUACAAGCAAACCUUACAAAAAAAAAAAAAAAAUUACAGGUUUGCACCUUGAGACAAAACAACAGCACUGAUAUGUGUUAAGAUAUGUCAUUGAUGUGUUUUUAAAUGAAGGCACGUCAGACAUGCAUUUUAGUCUGGGACUAGGAUAAGCCCUGUCUGGGAAACCGCCCCAUAGUCCAUAUUUUGAAAUAGCACUACAUUUCAACUAAGGAUUGCUUCUGUAAAUUUAUCGCAUAUGGCCAGAAAUUUGCAUUGUGUGCAGAGGUGAAAAAUGCUAAAUGUACAAUGAUUUUAUUUACAGCCAAUCAUAUUUACAUUGCUGAUGUUAAUGAUUUUGAAAACCAGUUAAACGUGCUGUAAUAUUAUGGUAGUACAUUUUAAAAAAUAUAUCAAAUCGAUAUCAAAUCGAUCAGAUCAGUUAAUUUAAGUUAUUUGAUUUUAUACUGUUCUGUGUAUAUGGCCAUAAAGAUUUAUUUAGGUAAAGAAGCAUCAAGUGUAAUUCAAAAAUGUAAAUACUUUUCUGUUUUCUAUCCAUUUCUAUAUGAGUGAACAUAUGAUUUUCUAAUUCUGUGCCUGGUCUUAUCUGUAUGGGUUUUAUCCAAUAAGUAAACUUUGUGAAAAGAGUGCUGAAUAAGCUUUUUGGUGUUUGUGCAGUAUGAGCUACAUUGUUAAGUACUGUAAAAGUGGAUCAGUGUGUGCUGGGUUCUUACUGUGGAAGGAACCAGAUAUCAAAAGCAAACCAAAUAAAAACUUUAAAUGUUAACAUUUAA